CAGGAAGCGUGGUGCAUUUGAACAAGCAGCAGCGGCGAACGAUGAAGCCUAUCUUUGGGAAGAUUGUGAGCGAUAAGAUGCAGAAGAGCGUCCUCGUCGCCGUCACACGCAUCGUGAAGGACCCGACGUACGGCAAGUACUACAAGAAGACAAAGAAGUUCAUGGCCCAUGACGAAGAGAACACGUGCAACAUUGGCGACAUGGUGCGCAUCAGUCAAACGCGUCCGUUGAGCAAGCGAAAGCGCUGGAAUGUUGAGGAGAUCUUGAAGAAGGCUGAAAUUUAAGGCAUCAUCCCUAUUCAUUGUCCAUAGCAACAUGCAUGCGCGUGGAGCAAGUGCAUACACUAACGAGAAAUCCGUCGUCGCGUCCAUG
Messenger RNA from Aphanomyces astaci, 372 nucleotides. Its product is annotated as 30S ribosomal protein S17. Gene Ontology annotation, biological process: translation. Gene Ontology annotation, molecular function: structural constituent of ribosome. The transcript has a single exon. Bases 42 to 284 code for a protein of 80 amino acids. Gene Ontology annotation, cellular component: ribosome; mitochondrion. The record is from RefSeq and is a predicted model, not a curated record. Lineage: Eukaryota; Oomycota; Saprolegniomycetes; Saprolegniales; Verrucalvaceae.